AUAAGCAAAUAUGUGUAAACAAGUAGCUCUCUGACUCUUGCUUCAUGUGGACUAGAGUUUCGACUUCUUGCAGCAGGCGAGCGUGAGAGACAGACAAAGAGACAGUCCGAUGGUUUAAUGCUGAAGACACAAACAAGCUGACAGGCAGACAGGUAGGUCGACAGGCAGGUUCAGGUGACAAUGAUCUGACAGCUGACUGGGGAACGGCGGCUGGUUGCAGGGCAGGUGAGGAAGUCUGAAGGCAUCUGAACAGAGUGAAGACGUCCAGCAGGACAAAACAAUGAUCCAAAAGAGACUCAUUCAGUUUUUAUUCUUGGUUGUUCUCAUAUUACUGAUCUUUCUCGAUGUUGAUUUGAGGCACCUCGCAUUCACCUGGAUUCCCAAGAUAAUCAGCAACGCUACAGGUGCUUCCCAGGUUUCUGAGAUCGAGAACAUCUCAACGCCUGAGCCACCAACGCCGGUUCCUUAUGUGUCUCCGGGGCUGUACUUAGUGGAAUACCCCUACAAGUACCGCUUCCUAAUAAAUGAGCCAAAGAAAUGUGAGGAGCAGAAGCCGUUCCUGGUUCUGAUGGUCCCUGUGGCACCCCACAACAGGGCACAUCGUCACAUCAUCCGCAGCACCUGGGGAGGCGAGAGCUCGGUACAGGGCAAAGUGGUGAAGCUGUUCUUCCUGCUGGGGCUGCAGGCCGGAGAGGGAGCAGAGCGGCUCCAAGGGCAGCUGCUGCAGGAGAGCAAAGAGCAUCAAGACCUGAUCCAGAGCGACUUCCUGGACUGCUACAAGAACCUGACCAUCAAAACCAUGGUGAUGCUGGAGUGGCUGGACUCCCACUGCUCCGGCGCCUCUUAUGCCAUGAAGAUCGACUCAGACAUGUUUCUGAAUGUGCCCAAUCUCGUCGGCAUGCUGGUAAACGCUCCAAAGACAAACUACAUGACGGGACUCGUGGCGAGAGGCAGCGCAGUGCUGAGAGAUAGAAAGUCUAAGUGGUACGUACCUGUGGAGAUUUACUCUCACUCACAGUACCCACGUUACGCUCUGGGUCUGGGCUACGUCCUGUCUCUAGACCUCCCUAAAAAGCUGGUGGAGGCAUCCAGACACGUUAAAGCUCUUUACAUUGAAGACGUGUAUUUGGGGUUGUGUAUGGAGUACUUGGGCAUCCCUCCCACCGACCCCCCGAGCUGGGGUUACUUUAACGUCUUUCCUGUGCCGUACAGCCGCUGCGGGUACUCCAGGCUAAUAGCCACCACGACACCGGAAAAUAAUGUUAAUCCUUUAUGGGUUUGGAAAGACUUUAAAAGACCUGGUCUGCACUGCGUUAACGGACAGAUUCACACCUAACCUGUUCAGACUCUGGGAAUCCGAUACGGUGAACAUUGAACACUUUAAGGACAUUAAAGUUACUAGAAUCAAUAAAAUAAACAGCUCUGCAUUGCUUUAGAAAACGAAACACCUGCAUCGAAGCUGUUUCUUUAUGUUUUACAUAAUAAAGUAUAAAAUAAUCUCA
Messenger RNA from Dicentrarchus labrax (European seabass), 1502 nucleotides. Its product is annotated as beta-1,3-galactosyltransferase 2-like. Gene Ontology annotation, cellular component: membrane. Gene Ontology annotation, molecular function: N-acetyl-beta-D-glucosaminide beta-(1,3)-galactosyltransferase activity. The transcript is spliced from 2 exons. Bases 281 to 1336 code for a protein of 351 amino acids. Lineage: Eukaryota; Metazoa; Chordata; Actinopteri; Moronidae. The record is from RefSeq and is a predicted model, not a curated record.